AUAAACCUGGGUUACCUGGGGGACAUUUCACUACGCAAACAUCAGUACUUACCGUAACUAUUAAAGGCAAAAUGUCAAUCAUCCUCGCCCUUCUCGUCUGCCUGCCCAUGGUCUUUGGCCAGGACAUCAACCAGGUGGCCGACGCCUCAUUCAGGAGAAUGGACGCCAACCACGACGGUCACAUCGUUAGAUCAGAAGUCAACACCUACUUUGAUGGCUACGACCAAAACAACGACGGUCACGUAACCAGAGGUGAAUACACCCACCAUGUUGACCAACUGUACCACGACCCCACCGUCAACAGAGUCCUCCACGGCAUCUUCAACGGUCUAGACAGCGACAGCGACGGUGUCCUUGACAACGACGACUACACCGCUCUCUUCAACAACGCCGACUCGAACGGCAACCAUCAGGUCACCGAGCAGGAAUACAGAACUUAUUUCCAGACCCUCGCCAACUAACCAGGUCCAAAUAUCAAACAAUUUUUCUAAAUUAUUAUACAUUGU
Physella acuta is the source of this 506-nucleotide messenger RNA. RefSeq lists its product as uncharacterized. The record is from RefSeq and is a predicted model, not a curated record. Lineage: Eukaryota; Metazoa; Mollusca; Gastropoda; Physidae. Gene Ontology annotation, molecular function: calcium ion binding.